Messenger RNA from Eucalyptus grandis, 1487 nucleotides. RefSeq names its product E3 ubiquitin-protein ligase CHIP. The record is from RefSeq and is a predicted model, not a curated record. Gene Ontology annotation, molecular function: protein-folding chaperone binding; ubiquitin protein ligase activity. The coding region runs from base 363 to 1109 and encodes 248 amino acids. Gene Ontology annotation, biological process: proteasome-mediated ubiquitin-dependent protein catabolic process; positive regulation of proteolysis; cellular response to misfolded protein. Lineage: Eukaryota; Viridiplantae; Streptophyta; Magnoliopsida; Myrtales; Myrtaceae. The transcript has 8 exons. Gene Ontology annotation, cellular component: cytoplasm.
AAAGCUCGUGAAUUUUCCGUCGUUGCAAAGUUUCCAUAUCGAACUCUCCCUCUCGCGUCUCGACAGCGACAGAGAAAAACGAGCAAAAACCCAAUCCUCAAUCCCCAAUCCCCAAUCCCCGUCGCUUUCGUUCCUUUCCCCAAGGAGAAGCUUCCGGAGCGAGGAACCCGGAACCAGACGAGACCGACACAAGGUAUAUAAUCGCAUCCGACAUAGAGAGAGAAAAGGAGCAGAAGAAGAAGAAGAAGAGAGAGAGAUGGGGCCUGAUCCGGCGGCGUUGGCGGCGGCGGCGAGGCAAGCGGAGACGCUGAGAAAGGACGGGAACGAGUACUACCGGAAGAAUCGUUUCGGAGCCGCCAUUGAUGCGUACACCGAGGCCAUUACCCUAUGCCCGAACGUGCCCGUAUACUGGACGAAUCGUGCGCUUUGCCAUCGCAAGCGGAAGUAUUAAUUGGCAGAGGGUCGAGGAGGAUAGCCGAAAAGCGCUUCAGCUCGAUCAUGAUUCUGUCAAGGCUCACUACAUGCUGGGACUGGCCUUGCUGCAAAAGCAAAAAUAUGGUGAAGGUGUCAAGGAAUUGGAAAGAGCAUUGGAUCUUGGAAGGGGUGCACAUCCUAGAAGUUAUAUGGUAGAAGAAAUUUGGCAGGAAUUAGCAAAAGCAAAAUAUUUACAGUGGGAGCAGAAAUCUACUAAGCAAUCUUGGGAACUGCAAAGCUUGAAGACAGCUUGUGAGAUGGCUCUUAAUGAGAAAUUUGCACGGGAUGCUGCCAAGAUGGAAGGAUUUUUGGAUGAACUUGCCAAGUCUCAUUCGGAACAGGUAAAUGCUGUGGGACAAGUCUUCCAGAAAGCUGCAGAAGCUGACAUGCCCACUGAAGUGCCAGAUUAUCUGUGUUGUAAAAUUACCCUUGAUAUAUACCGUGAUCCCGUCAUCACACCCAGUGGGAUAACAUAUGAGAGGGCAGUACUUCUUGAACAUUUCAACAAGGUCGGGAAAUUUGAUCCAAUUACGCAUGAGGAACUCAACCCUUCUCAGCUGGUACCAAACUUGGCGAUUAAAGCAGCAGUUCAAGCAUAUCUAGACGGACAUGGUUGGGCAUAUAAGGCGGAUUGAUGACCAAAUUUUAGGACAGGAUAAGAGGUGAGAGGCACUCACAAUGGGAUAGAGCACAGCCAAUUAAUUUUCUAUCCUGGAUGUGUCUCAUUCUGUUGGUGCUGUUACCACAUGCAAAAUGUAAGUCUGUUGUAGUGUUAAUGGCAGGCCUGAAAAUAGGAGUAUUCUCUGAAUUGUACAGAUAGGUAUCUCGAUGCACAUUGCAUUUUAUCAUUGCAUGUACAGCUGCUUGUUCUUGAACCUUUUUUCACAAGCGAUGGUGUCUUCUGUCAUUCAGCUUGUGAAGCAUUUAGACUCAACUUUCAUUCUUUCUUGUCAAACCUCUCAACUCUAUUGAUAGAGCAACAUAAUUUAUAGAUUAUGAUCAAAGUGCCUGCA